Molecule: messenger RNA, 1044 nt
Organism: Eurytemora carolleeae
Lineage: Eukaryota; Metazoa; Arthropoda; Copepoda; Calanoida; Temoridae
Exons: 12
Coding region: 46-1044 (332 amino acids)
Source: RefSeq, a predicted model, not a curated record
AAAUAAAUGUGAACAUUAUACAUUUCAGACGAACAGAAAUGAACGAUGCACCAAACAAAUCUGGUGUACAUCGUACCGUCGUAUAUCGUACGUUGUACAAUCCUCUUAUGUACACUGGCUGGUAGCACUUUAAGUAGCAAUGUUUACACCACCAAUAGCUUGGAAACCUUUUGUUACAAAGAUGGUGCAAAGCGAGAGGUUGCAAUUUUUAACAAACCUCACAUGUACGUGUUUAAUUCUACAGUCUCCACAACCUUCAAGUGUCAUUUAGAACUGGAACAGCAGUCCAGGAUUUCAGCUGGUUUCUCUGUGUAUAUCCAGUCUAUGGACUUUAUACAAGAUGAGGAGUGUUCCAGAGAUUAUGUUCAGUUCGGAAAGGAUGUUCUCUUUAUAACAACAUCGAAAAGUAAAAAAUUUUGUGGCCAUAUUCCACCACCUGUACAAAGGCUAAAUGGUGAACUUCACGCAGGGUUCGAACCAGAUAUACAUACAGAGAAGAGAAAACAUAAAGAAGAUUCAACUCUGGAGAUGGAUGUUUGGAUAAAGAUUGAAGGUGGAGGUAGGAAAGAACUUGUUUUAAUUAUAACUCCGCACUCUAUGUGCAGCAGAAGAAGCACAGGAACCAGGCCAUGUCCUAAUUCAUCUGAAUGUAUCAGCUCUGAAUUAUUCUGCGAUGGUAAAGUUAACUGCAUCAGUAAUAGUUUAGACGAGGACAGUAGGUUUUGUCCUCACUUAGAGGCUGGUGGACUGACAGAAUCCCCAAUAGGAAUUCCCUUGAUUUUAAUUAUCUGUGUUGUUCUAGUCGUCUUCAUUACCUUCACCUUCUUUGCUGUAAAGGAAGGUUUAAAGCGUAUGAAAGGUAUGCCCGGGCCCCGUCCUGACCGGUCAGUACAAGAUCAGCUGCCUGCCGGUCAGCAGCUACUCAGCUGCUCCGCCCCUCCGCCAGAUUCAUGCGGAGACCUCCCACCAUUUCCGCCUUCAUACGCAGAGGCUGUAGGACAGUUUUCAGAGCCUGUUCCUAAACAACUACUAAUUGUACUGUAG